AUGACACCAACUUCUCCUAUAGAACAAUCCGAAGAGGAAGAUGUGCUUGGAUACACCUCUUCAGACACCUCAGGAGCAGACGAAUAUGAUUUAUUCACAGAAAUCAUGGAACGUGUACGACUGGAUCGAGUCGCCAAGUACGCCACCACAAUCCGGCAAAGCCUCCAACACAGCAACCCACAAAGUACCAGGGUAAUAGAAAUCAAGCCACCAAUAUUCGGCUCCUACCAUGUGCUUUACCCAGUGAGAUUUCACGACGAAGCUCUCUGGCUACUCAAAGUCCCUGCAAACGGGACCCGGGAAAAAUUCAGAACCUCCGAUGCCAGAGCUAUACGCUCAGAAGCACUGACGAUGCGCUUGCUGCGUCGUGAAACUACCAUCCCAGUUCCAGACGUUUAUGCCUUUAGCGACACAUGCGACAAUGAGCUCAAUUGUCCGUUCAUUCUUAUUGACCAUGUUGAGGGAGUCUCGCUGUACAAAGUCUGGUUUGAUAACGCUUCGCCGAAAGAUAUUGUACAGGCGCGACGCACUCGAUGCUUACGAGACCUCGCGGCUGCUAUGGCUCAGCUGGACAGAUUCUCCUUUAGCACAGGGGGGUCAAUGGCUUUCGAUGACCAGGGUUACCCAUCGGGUAUCGGUCCUUUACGACUAGUAGAUACCGCAACCAUGCGGGAGCGGUUAAGGGCUCGCGAUCCCGACCAAUCGACAGUCUAUUUAGAGAUGGGACCCUUCUCCAAAACAAAAGAAUACUACACAGCACUACUUGAUCAUCGGAGGCAGCCAGAUAUGACUUUCGAAAAGGGCGUGCUUGGACUUCUCCGAUUGUUCAUCGACUGCAUCCCAGAGCCAAGUGAUGAACGGGGCACGUUCGUUCUAGCCCACCCUGAUCUUGAUGUUCAGAAUGUCUUGGUUUCACGCGACGGGGCAUUGCAGGCCAUCAUAGACUGGGACGGGGUUGGGGCUGUCCCACGAAGUGUAGGGAAUGAACGAUACCCGAGCUGGUUGACACGAGACUAUGAUCCAGCGACGUAUUGCUGGACUGAAGACAUAGAGCGACGUGCUGAGCCACUGGGUAUUUGGGAGGAUUCGCCCGAUACGUUGAGAUUCUAUCGAUCUUUAUAUGCUGGGUUCAUCCAGUCUCAUCAAUUAGAUGAUGGUCCGGCGUGCGCUAAUCUAACUACAAAAUCUCUGAUCCUCGGGAACCUACUAAACGCUGCGAAUGAUUCGUAUGGUACGGUUGAUACCGUGCAUAAGAUCUUCAAUGCAGUCGUUAAGCUUGCCCGGGAGGGUGCAUCGACUCGGUCACAUGUGCUUGAUGACGGCAAAGUGUGUCAGGAGGAAGAUAUAAAGAUAAUGACUUUGAUGACUUUCACUUCUAUGAUGUUGCAUGUGCACUGGCUGAGAGAAGACUGA
This is a messenger RNA of Aspergillus oryzae RIB40, 1413 nucleotides long. Its product is annotated as phosphotransferase family protein. Lineage: Eukaryota; Fungi; Ascomycota; Eurotiomycetes; Eurotiales; Aspergillaceae. The record is from RefSeq and is a predicted model, not a curated record.